AAUGAGAAUAAGCAGAAUUACACCAAUCACAAACAUCAGUUUGCAUUCUCAAAGAGGGUAUAAAAUGGGCGAGUUGGGGCGGGGUGAACAUUCCUUCAUUCUGGUUUGUGUCGAAUUGUGACUGUGAAAAUGUCUGGACGUGGAAAAGGCGGCGCUGGCAAAGCUCGGUCCAAGGCCAAAUCUCGCUCGUCUCGGGCUGGACUGCAGUUCCCGGUCGGCCGGGUUCACAGACUCCUGAGAAAGGGUAACUAUGCUGAGCGGGUGGGUGCCGGAGCCCCGGUCUAUCUGGCUGCUGUGCUCGAGUAUCUGACGGCCGAAAUCCUCGAAUUGGCCGGCAACGCGGCCCGGGACAAUAAGAAGACCCGCAUCAUCCCCCGGCACCUGCAGCUGGCCGUCCGCAACGACGAGGAGCUGAACAAGCUGCUGGGAGGGGUGACUAUCGCUCAGGGCGGUGUGUUACCCAACAUCCAGGCCGUCCUGUUGCCCAAGAAAACCGGCGCUGCCAAAUCAAGUUUAUUAUCACCGGCAUCUGACGUGAAUUUUGUUAACUUCGCAGCAGCAGUUCAAUGUCAUACAUAACCUGGAAGACAAAGUUAUAAAGUAAUAAAUAAAACAAAAUAAAAUAAAACAAUAAAU
Messenger RNA from Hypanus sabinus (Atlantic stingray), 636 nucleotides. Its product is annotated as late histone H2A.2.2-like. Gene Ontology annotation, molecular function: protein heterodimerization activity; DNA binding; structural constituent of chromatin. The transcript is spliced from 2 exons. The record is from RefSeq and is a predicted model, not a curated record. Gene Ontology annotation, cellular component: nucleosome. Lineage: Eukaryota; Metazoa; Chordata; Chondrichthyes; Myliobatiformes; Dasyatidae. The coding region runs from base 130 to 579 and encodes 149 amino acids.